Molecule: messenger RNA, 2881 nt
Organism: Megalobrama amblycephala (Wuchang bream)
Lineage: Eukaryota; Metazoa; Chordata; Actinopteri; Cypriniformes; Xenocyprididae
Gene: shisa4
Product: shisa family member 4
Exons: 5
Coding region: 410-1012 (200 amino acids)
Source: RefSeq, a predicted model, not a curated record
CAGGACUGCUACAGAAGCCCACGGGCUCCAUUUUUUCCCCUCAUGGAAUUUCGCGCGUCUGCUGCUUUAGCUUUUCCACACAACCGCGGUAAUCUAAUGAAUAAUUCUCUUCACUUCCCCUCAUAGUUUGAUUUUUGGAAUACUACGCUUCAUCCCGCGGAAAUGAACGUCCUUUAAUUUAUUUCAUCUAUGAGGAGGCUGGUACUGGAGAUUCGGCGUCGGGCGUGUAGCGUCACGGGCGGUGUGUCAUUCCACACAGAUCGCAUGUUGAUCACGAAGCCGCUUGAUUCCGAGCUUCGCUAUCUGCGAGACGUGGCAGAUAUUCUCAUUUAAAGGGUUCUUUAUUUUUUCAAAGGAUACAAAUGUAACCAUUUUUGUCUGGUAUAACGGAUAGUGUUCUGGAAGCAGGAUGUCCUUCUACGCCGUCAUUAUACCGGUCCUCUAUAUUAUUUUCUCUGCUUGGCAGGUGAGUGCAAAUGAGGACUGCUUGUGGUAUGUGGACAAAAAUGGCACCUGGCACAAUGGCUUUGACUGCCCACUCAUAACCUUCUGCUGUGGGAACUGUCACCGCCGUUACUGCUGCCUGGAUGGCUUCAAGAUGAUCACAGAGGCGGGACAGAAGCGCUGCAUGCUGUUCCAUCUCAGCCCUUCCACUAUAGCUGGCAUUGCUUCAUCGAUCCUGCUCUUUGUGGCUGCUAUAGCAACCAUGGUCUGUUGCUUCAUGUGUUCCUGUUGUUACCUUUACCAGCGCCGCCAGCAACGUGGCAGAACUCCUUAUGAAGCCCAGCACAUUCCAAUGGCCAGCUAUCCUGUGGAGCAUAUGUACGAUGCUUAUGGUAAACCCAUUGGACAUCCUGAUUAUCCUGGAUUUCCAAUGGUGCCGCAGUAUCCGGGUGUCCCUCACCAGUAUCCAAUGAUGCCCCAGGGUCCUUAUCCUCCUAAUCCUCCUGAUGCAGGAUACAGUCAAGCAGCUCCUCCGCCGUACUCCCCUCCCCAAUACCCAGGGCACUGAAAGAGCUGGAGUCCCUCAGUGAGAAGAAGAUAACCCAUACAAUGGGUGAUGAAGAGGGCCCAUGAUUGUUUGGAAUCCCUUGUAUGAGAAGCGGUUAAAAAAAAAGAAGAUUUAUGUUAUUUAUUUCUCGAUUAGUUUGUGGAGUGAAGCAUGAACUGACUUCGGAAUCGCCUCAUGCGUCGGAGUGUUUUCUUGUUUGAUGUACAGCUUUCACGUUUCACUAAUCAGCAAGACUCUUCCCACUUAAAUCCAGCAACUCACAGACCUAAAGACUGCUUUAAAUUUGCCAUUAUAUUUUGUUCAAACUCUCUAAAAUGGACCAUUAAAUAUGGCUGUCCUGCAGAAGAGACUGGCUGACAGUAUCCAGGAUAUCAUUCUCUGUUCAGCCAAAUACGAAGCAGCGUGUGACAUUUGCACUUUACUCUGCAAUAGACAUGCUUAGCUGUCUCUCCCUGCUUGUUUGUUCAAAUUGUAUUUAUUUUACCGCUAAUCUGAGUAUGUCAUAUGCAUCAUUAACACCAAAUCAUGCAGUGCGCUUUUCAUGUCUUAUAGACAGUUACCAUGCAGUAUGUAAAUAAGAAAGAACUUACAUUAAGAAAGAAUUUCAUGUUUCAUGGCAUCCUCACAAGCAACCAAAACUAAAUUCUGUGCAUUUGCAGUUCGUUAUCUGUUGUUAGAUCAGGCUUGAGGUUGAGCUGUAAUGUUAACAGCCCUUAGAAUUGCAUGUCUUUUAUUGUAUCUCUUGCUUCCUAGGCCAGCUGUCAAGGAUGUUUGCAUUUAGUUAGAUGUCCGAUUUUAUUUGUUUCAAAAAGGUUUUUGAUCUAUAAAACAUUUCACAUUAAUUUAUGUUGUUUUGUUACAUCCUCACAGCGAGGCAAAUUUAAGUCCCUUUAGGCAAGUCCGUUCACUCAGUCAUUUUUGUAACGCCAACAUGCAGCUAUUUCCAGCCAUAUACAGCUCCUCUUUACUUGAAUAGGGAAAUACUGAAAUCUGUUUGUCAAAAUUACUUUCAUAGAAAGUUAUUAAAAAGUUAUACAUUAAAAAAAAUUCCCAUUGACUUUUUAACUGUAAAGGUGUGGUCAAAUUUACCAUUGUUCUGCGAAUUUUCGCAUGAGAAAUCAAGUCAUUUAAUGGGAAUCCCCAUGAAUAUGAAUUUUGCGUUCACGUUGUGCCACUUUGACCAACAGUCAAUGUUUGAAAGUGACUUUUGUUUGAGCUGUGCUUCAUACUUCGCUACAUUAUUAACAAUAGAUAAUGGAAUUUUUUUGCAUGUGAAAUUUCGCUAAUGCAACUGCACCUUAAGGUCGGACUUCCGUUGCAGCCAUAUUGAGUGAUUUUCCCCAUUUAUAUAAGCACGAGUGGACAUCUCUGCCUUAAUUACUUCAUCGUAAGUUAGUUUUCAAGGGUAGAUUAGAAUGUAAAUGAAAAGAAUUAUACAUCUCAUUAAAAGAAUCAGUUGUCAAUUGUCAGGUACAUUUGAGAUGUUUAAAUGAUUUCUGCUACCUCCUCAUCUCACAUCUGUAAGAUUCGUUUUGAUGCUUUGUCCACUGUUUAAAUAACGUGUUAGUUAUUUGAAAUAAUGUAUAUUUAACAGUGUUGUUUUUGCUAUAUACAGCAUAUGCUACUGUAUUUGUCACUCUGGAAUGUGAAGUACAAAUAAGAAAAGGAACUAUAAAGAGAAAUUUUUACAAUGUGUAAUAUUAACAGGUACUAUUUUAAAUUGGGGGGUGGCAAUUAAUAGGCAACUAGUGUUUGAACUUGCACUAAUCAUCCUAUAAGAGAGGUCUAAUUGAACAGACUGGACAAGGAGUAUUGCAUAAUUCUUUCUUUUGUUUUCUUCUCUUUUUUUACAAUAAAAACAGACUUGAC